AAAUAAUCAUUGGAAACUGCCAUCCCGUUAAGAUUCGAUCUACGACACUCAUCGUACGUAUACGUAUACGGUGUGUAUAUAUACACACCUAACGCCGGAUGAGGGUAUCUACCUCACUGUGACCACCCAAUCGCAAGAAAAGGCAGAAUGGAGCUUCUCUGCAAACCACAAACGUCUCUCUCCUGCUCGUUCUCUCUUCACGUCCCUAAACCCUUUUCUGUGAGAAGGACAAGGAGAUUUCUGGUUCUAUGUGGUUCAGACCAAACCCAGAUGGAAAAUCCAAUGACAGUGUCAGUGACUGGAGCAACUGGUUUUAUCGGGAGACGAUUGGUCCAGAGACUACAAGCUGAUAAUCACUCUGUUCGGGUCUUAACACGCUCUAAAUCCAAGGCUGAGCUAAUAUUUCCGGCCAGAGAAUUCCCAGGUGUUGUGAUUGCCGAAGAACCUCAGUGGAGAAACUGCGUUGAAGGCUCAACGGCUGUAGUAAACUUGGCAGGCCUGUCCAUUAGCACGAGGUGGUCUCACGAGAUCAAGAAAGAGAUUAAAGAAAGCCGGAUUCGUGUCACCUCUAAAGUUGUUGAGCUGAUAAAUAAUUCGCCAGAAGAAGCUCGGCCUGCAGUUCUAGUGAGCGCCACUGCUGUUGGCUAUUACGGUACAAGUGAGACAAAAACAUUUGACGAAAAGAGUCCAUCAGGCAAUGAUUACCUUGCAGAGGUUUGCAGGGAAUGGGAAGCAACUGCUAUGAAAGUGGACAAGGAUGCAGCAAGAUUGGCACUUAUCCGCAUCGGUGUUGUUCUUGAAAAAGAUGGUGGUGCUUUAGCCAAAAUGAUACCUUUCUACAAAAUGUACGCUGGAGGGCCUCUGGGUUCAGGACAGCAAUGGUUCUCUUGGAUUCACUUGGACGACAUAGUGAACCUAAUCUACGAGUCCCUCACAAAUCCAUCCUAUCAAGGAGUGAUAAAUGGGACGGCACCUAACCCGGUGAGGCUGGGAGAGAUGUGCGAGCAGCUGGGGAGAGUGCUGGGCCGACCGUCGUGGCUGCCAGUGCCUGACUUUGCCCUCAAGGCUCUGCUCGGAGAAGGUGCCUCUGUGGUUCUUGAGGGUCAAAGGGUUUUGCCCGUCAGAGCCAAGGAGCUUGGCUUUCGUUUCAAGUACCCCUACGUUAAAGACGCCCUCAGAGCCAUUUUGCAGCAGUGAUUUGACUAAAAGAAGAAAAAGAAAAUGUUUAUUCUGAGAUGAACAAAGGGUGGUUAUUAUUUCCUUUUCUGUUUUUGUUUCUUUUGACAUAAUACACACAACAUAAUGGAGAAAUCAUGAAUGCAA
This is a messenger RNA of Tarenaya hassleriana, 1323 nucleotides long. RefSeq names its product epimerase family protein SDR39U1 homolog, chloroplastic. The transcript is spliced from 12 exons. The record is from RefSeq and is a predicted model, not a curated record. The coding region runs from base 148 to 1197 and encodes 349 amino acids. NCBI's taxonomy places the organism in Eukaryota, Viridiplantae, Streptophyta, Magnoliopsida, Brassicales, Cleomaceae.